AUGUACUGUUUGCUCUUCGCUGUUAGUUUCUCUAUCUUCGCGCAGGUUAUUUCCCAGACGCCAUCAACCUACUUCAUCAACCCUCCAGCGGCAGGAGAUCAACUGUUUUUCGCCGAGAACCAGGCCUACGCUGUUGGUUCUACAUUCGACGUACAAUGGGUCACUGAUCAGGAUGCCUACAACAUAUUUCUAUGGCAACAGAGCCUCAAUGUCCAGUCCGCUGCAGAGGGUAGCAGUCCUAUAUACACUAAGAUAACCGGCUCAAAAGAAGAAGGGGGUUUUUCCUGGACAGUCAGCUUGCAACAGUUCAGCCUCAAUCAGUCAAAUGUCUUCUUCCUGGCAUUAAGUCCAGCAGGAGAACAAAAUUUGAACGGAGCGACAACCUCGCAUUACUUCAACGUAACCGCUACAUCCGAUGCUGCAUCUGACACCACAUCAAGUGUCACAAGCGUGUCCUCCUCUGCUGGACCCACGUCAACUUCAGCGCCGACAACAACAGCGACGGUUACAUUCUCCCCGACUCCCGUUGCGUCCCCGUCACAAACCGCUGUCCCCGCUGUCUCGUCCCCGUCUACAUCGAGCACGACAAUCGGCGUUGGCGUUGGCGUUGGCGUCGGACUCGGCAUACCUCUACUUCUCCUCAUCGGCUUUACGCUGGUGCCCCGAAGGUACCGUAGGAAGCUUUUUGCGGCCAAACCUCCCUCAUAUGCCAACAGUGUCGACCCGGACAAUACGUAUCCCGUUGUCACCCAACCAGCCAAGAACUAUGUUGGCGAACUGCCGAAUAGUGAGGUUGCUUUUGCAGCAACUCAGCAAAAUCAGAAUGCGGCACCAGUGGAAUUGGAUGGAUGGCAAUUGCGGAUGUCAAGAGCAGGACAACCCCCUGGAAACAGGAGCUGA
Molecule: messenger RNA, 900 nt
Organism: Cladophialophora psammophila CBS 110553
Lineage: Eukaryota; Fungi; Ascomycota; Eurotiomycetes; Chaetothyriales; Herpotrichiellaceae
Exons: 2
Coding region: 1-900 (299 amino acids)
Source: RefSeq, a predicted model, not a curated record